AGAUGCCAGUUUGCUACUGCAAGCUUCAGAGGUGCGGUCGUUGGUCGCGUAAGCCGGUUCGCGGUGUUUUCGCUGAUCUUUAUUUCACGUUUGUCGCGGCGUGUGAAUCAAAGACACUAAUAAACAUGUCAAGAAGGAACAAUAUUCGUACGUGACACGAGUGUUAAUAUUUGUGCCUCAUCUUUUAUUGUGCUGUAAUGACGACCAGGCAAAAUCGAAGAAAACUAUAUUGAGAAAAGUGUCGAUUCCUCGAAGAAGCAGCCACGGUAUGUCACUUAUCAAUUUCGAUCGUCAGUGGCUCGUGAUCUUCGACAAUAGAAUACCACCUUGGUGACAGUGAUCGCAUACCUUCUCUAUAAUUAAACUAUAUAAUGUCAACAGUGAACUCGAGUGCUCGUCCAAGUACAUCCGAAGCCAUCUGAGAGACAAGACUUGAUUCGGUGUUCGUUGCUUCGGUGUCCGCGUAAAAAGACGAAGAAUUUCAAUAGAAUCAGAAGGAAGAGAAAGAAAAAAGAUAAGAAUGGGGGGUUCGAUGAGAGGAACGAGGAUCUCGUGGAGCGUGUGUCGACCGUUGUCACGAUGGAGAUCGAGAUUGUUGGGCCAGUGGGCCUGAGAUAUGCCAGCAGCAUCGGUUAGCUCGGUGAUCACGGAAACGGCAUCGUCCUCAUCAUCGAGGCUGAGGUCGGAAACGGCGGCGUCGGGCGGUAUAGCUGGCCGACAGCUGGCCAGGCUAGAAAUCGAGACGAUCGAGCGACGGGUCUGUGCGACCCGACGCGAUCUCUUCGUUCCUGUGACCGUCGAUCCACGUCCAAGUCGAGCCGUCCAUUGUCCGGACUUGAACGCCUGUCUGGUGAACGAGUCUCGAUCGGGCAACGAUCAGGUCGACUGUCAGGCCGUCCACUUCGGUUACGCUAUACCCGUGAACGUGGUGCCACUCGAGGGUAAUCCUGAACUGGUGGAGCUGGUGUUGGAUCACUCGACCGAGUUGAGUAGAAGAACGACGAGCUUUCUGCUCGAACACCAUCCCCAGCUACGUCAACAGACGCGCGGACCCGGCCAGACGCAGCAGGAAGAUUGGAGAAUGGCUGCUACGGCUAAACACGAUCUUCGUCGCAAGUUCCCCACGGACACUUCGACCUCUGGCGACGAAGAUAUCGCUGCGAUCGCGAAACAAAUCAGCGACCACGCGGAGGCGAUCUAUCAGACGUGGAAGAGCCGAGGUCUGGCUCCCACGGAGAUCUUGAAUUGCCACAGCAAUGCAACCGCGGCGGAUAAGUUCGGCACCGUCCUCACUCCGACCUCCAGCCCGAACAGCACCGGUAAAACUACCCCGACUACGCCUACCUCUACGGCCACCGUCGACAUACUGACUCAGCCACCUAGUCUGGACAACGGAAACCUGGAGAAGCUGGUUAAUAAUUUCGUGGUUGAGGAUAAAGCAAGGAUAGCCGCGUCCAGGCAGAGGUCGCCGUCCAAGACACUGCCUUCGUCGAUACAGUUCGCGCUGCAGAAGUUUGAGAGGAACUCGACGCAGCAGCAGCAGCAGCAGCAGCAGCAGCAGCCACCGCCACAGACAUCGCCGUUGAAGAACAGCAACGUGGUGGGUGGUCAAGCCAAAACGAAACAGACUACGUUGCUCUCGCCUACGUCUCCGUUCGCUAAUAAACCAUCUCAGAUAGUGAAGCCUCAGGUGUCUUCGAAGACUCCUGGCGCUCAUCAUCGAGAAGUCUUCUUGGAGACGAUCGAGACCACGUUCCCGGCUGACAUAACGCCAUCGAAGAUCGUGGUGCAACAGAAGAGGCCAACCAGCACCGUCAUCACUUCUCCGAAUCUCGAUGAAUCUUCUAUGAACUCUGGCUUAACCACGUGGCCACUGAAGAACAAGUUGAACGAAGGCAAGAGGAUAACGACGGAUCCAUCCGCGAGGUCGUCUUCGCAGGAUAGUAAACUGUUGAUAACGAAGGAGGAGAAGAGGAACAGUGGUUCAAAUUCGAACGUCUACCUGGACGAAGUGGCUCGCGAGGAGGAAAGACUGAUAAACGCGUUGAAAACUGGAUCCGUGAUCACGGAAGAGCCUACGGAGAGGACGGUGCCGGCUCUGGCUCGACAGAAACCGGCGAUAAAGCGAGAAAAGCCAAAAGUGGAACCCGUUAAACCCAUAAUCAUUGGUCACAAUCACCAUGGCACCGGUCUGGUACCAGCUUCCGCGACUAUGGUGAAUAAUGUCGUCAGUACUCCACCUGGAAACGGUACACCGAUCGUGUCCGACGCGAAAUCCCUGAGUAAAGACGAUUUGUCUAACAUGUCCGUGGUGGAUUACGCGAAAGUGAGAUACAGGGCGGCUCAACAAAAUCCGGCGACGCAACAGAGGCUGGAAGAGCAGAAGACGAACAACGGAUCGGCGUUCAAUGCCACGGAACAAUUGGUGUCCACCACUAGGUCCAAGUUUGAAACAGAGAUACGAAAGGAUAAAGAGGCUAACAAGGAGGAGAAAGAUCCUGUAACGUCCAGAUGGGGACCAAGGAUCAAUUCUCCCAGGCCAAGGAUCGAGCAAGUGCCUCAUCCUGAGCUAACCACCCAGCAGAAACAGCAUAUCAGGGCUGCUGCUGCGACAGGAACCGGAAAUAAUCCUAUCAGACCCUUCCUCACUAGAGGUUCGGUCGCCGAACGUGUGCUUAUCUUUGAAAAGUGUCCUAGCGAGUUGUUGCUUGACAAACGGGGACCACGACAACCAGCUAUCAACACUUGGAGGACUGGGCACGAGGUUCAAAAUAAGGCUCAGACGUACGCGAAAGACAAGACACAGCAAAAGAGCUUGCCACCGCACACCACGCUCCAGAGGCACGUGAAAGCGAACAGAAACGUUCACAUACCACGAUUUUACUUUCCUGGAGGAAAACCUGUGCCGGUGUCUCAGAUCGAUGCAACCGUUUCCAAGAUCACUGCUGCUUUCCAAGCUCUACCAGGCCAUCGGGCUUCUCGUGGUCAAUUUCAUACCAUCACCAAGGCAUGCGACUUGCCGCUUUACUGGAAGGUGCCGCUUUUCCUCGCGGCUGGAGGAGAUCAGACUGGAUACGUCGAAAUGAAUGCGUUCCUUGAUUUCUGGAAAGAAUUGUCGAAUACCCACCACGACGCGGCGAGCAAGUUUAUCAGAAUCACAACCCGAGGCCAGAGGAACAAUAUACUCCCAGAGGAUUUAAUCCCAUUGGUCCAAGACGUGGUCGAGACUCACCCUGGUUUAACUUUCCUGAAAGAGGCUACUGAGUUUCAUUCACGCUACGUACACACGGUGAUCGCCAGGAUAUUUUAUUGCGUAAACCGAAGCUGGAGCGGAAGAAUCUCUGUAGCUGAACUGAGAAGAAGCAACUUAAUGUCGGUGAUCGCGAUUCUAGAACACGAGGAAGAUAUCAAUCAAGUUACCGCAUACUUCAGCUACGAACACUUCUACGUUAUAUAUUGUAAAUUCUGGGAAUUGGAUCGGGAUCACGAUCUCUUUAUCGAUAAAACCGACCUCACCAAACAUAACGAUCAUGCCCUGUCGAAACGUAUGAUCGCAAGAAUAUUCAGCGGUGCCGUGACAAGAGGUGGCAUGAAAAGUGGGAACGGUGUGCAGCAACCACAGGAUAAAAUGAGUUAUACAGAGUUUGUAUGGUUCUUGUUAAGCGAGGAGGACAAAAACCACCCGACUGCGAUCGAAUAUUGGUUUAGGUGCAUGGAUCUCGAUGGAGACGGUUACUUAUCAAUGUACGAGCUGCAAUAUUUUUAUGAAGAACAGUUGCACCGCAUGGAAGCAAUUGGAAUCGAAACGUUGCCCUUUGAGGACUGUCUUUGUCAGAUGUUGGAUAUGAUCAAACCAGAGACACCAGGAAAGAUAUCUUUGAGCGAUCUGAAGAAAUGCAAAAUGACGUCGAUCUUCUUUGAUACAUUCUUCAAUCUUGAGAAGUACCUGGAUCAUGAACAAAGAGAUCCCUUCGCGUCAGCUAGAGAACACGAUCCUGAUGGUCACGAGCUGUCAGAUUGGGAUCGAUUCGCAGCAGAGGAAUACGAAUUGCUAGUUGCUGAAGAGAGCGGUAACGAACAGAACGAACAAAUGUCGUACGAUUGCUUACCAGAGGACGUGUUCUCCCGAAACUUGGACAUUUUAGACAGCGAAUCGGCGGAUUUGCUUGAAAAAUCAGACAUUCAGUUCUCGGGACAUCCUGACGGUCUGUCGACGGUCAGCCAGUCAGAUUCGAUUCGGCAUCAAGCCAGAAGUCAAUAUUAUGAUAGCGGUGACAGUGAUGAUUACGCUGAAAGCGACAAUUAAUCGUUUCCUCGUUUGCAAACGCGCAACGAUAUCUGCUUGAAGAAAUUGAACGUGAUUGCAAAGAAGAGAAAUAUCCUGUCCCCUCGAAGCGAGAGUAGUUUAAACGUGUAGUUAUUCUCUAUACGAUUAAGAGAAUCGUGUAAUCUCGUCAAGAAUGACCGUAUCAACGAUGGCAGAACGAUUCUCAAUGGAUCACCGCAUCAUUUUUGUAUCGAAGGAUCAUCAGAUACGAAUCUAUUCGGUGGUCAACUUCGAAUCACCGCUCUGAAGUACAAAAAUAGCCGAGGAAUUUUGAUUUUAACAUUCUACCCAGGUGAAGGAAUGUUCGAACAAUUUUAUUAAUCGUUUACGAGUGAGAAAAAUGAAGAUUGAUUUUUCUAAAAGUAGGGGGAUUCACUUUUCACCGAAGUGUUAAAUAGGAACACGUCGAAAAUUGAGCCGCCUAUACGCAGAAAUUUGGAAAAGCUCGACAUCACCGAAUCGAUCCGUAACUCUGAAUAGUCUGGCGAUAGAAAUCAGGCCAUGUGAUAAACGGGCGUCGUUGUUCAACUUAUCAAUGAUAUACAUAUUGUGUACUUCGUGUUGUAAAUAGACAGCAAAUCACGGACCCUUAUUUUUACUUAAA
Molecule: messenger RNA, 4931 nt
Organism: Osmia lignaria (orchard mason bee)
Lineage: Eukaryota; Metazoa; Arthropoda; Insecta; Hymenoptera; Megachilidae
Biological process (GO): protein dephosphorylation
Cellular component (GO): protein phosphatase type 2A complex
Molecular function (GO): calcium ion binding; protein phosphatase regulator activity
Source: RefSeq, a predicted model, not a curated record